AUGUAUGAAACCAACGAACCCUCGAAAUAUGCAACCAACGAACCCUCGACGUACGCAACCAACGAACCCUCGACGUAUGCAACCAACAAACCCUCGACGUAUGGAACCAACGAACCCUCGACAUAUAGAACCAACGGACCCUCGACGUAUGCAACCAACGAACCCUCGACGUAUGCAACCAACAAACCCUCUACGUAUGCAACCAAUGAAUCCUCGACGUAUGGAACCAACGAACCCUCAACGUAUGGAACCAACGAACCCUCGACGUAUGCAAUCAACGAACCCUCGACAUAUGCAACCAACGAACCCUCGACGUAUGCAACCAAUGAACCCUCGACGUAUGGAACCAACAACCCCCCGACAUAUGGAACCAACGACGAACCCUCGACGUAUAGAACCAACGAACCCUCGAUGUAUAGAACCAACGAACCCUCGACGUAUGCAACCAAUGAACCCUCGACGUAUGCAACCAACGAACCUUCGAUGUAUGGAACCAACGACGAACCCUCGACGUAUAGAACCAACGAACCCUCGACGUAUAGAACCAACGAACCCUCGACGUAUGCAACCAACGAACCCUCGACGUAUGCAACCAAUGAACCCUCGACGUAUGGAACCAACGAACCCUCGACGUAUGCAAUCAACGAACCCUCGACGUAUGCAACCAACAAACCCUCUACAUGUGCAACCAACGAACCCUCGACGUAUGGAACCAACGAACCCUCGACGUAUGGAACCAACGAAAGCUCGAUGUAUGCAAUCAACGAACCCUCGACGUAUACAACCAACGAACCCUGGACGUAUGGAACCAACGAACACUUCGUCGAUGAGGUUCUAUCCUAG
This is a messenger RNA of Gigantopelta aegis, 843 nucleotides long. RefSeq names its product stress protein DDR48-like. Bases 1 to 843 code for a protein of 280 amino acids. The transcript has a single exon. The record is from RefSeq and is a predicted model, not a curated record. Lineage: Eukaryota; Metazoa; Mollusca; Gastropoda; Neomphalida; Peltospiridae.